AUGAUUUUUUACCUGUCCCUCGGCAUUCUGUUCACGGUCUACGCCAUGGACCUGCUGAUUCUGGUCAUCGUGUCUGCCAUCGCCCGAAGCGCUGAGGUCGCGGCCCUUCUCCGCAAAAAGGUUAAGGACCGCCGCAGAAAGAAGCUGGAGAUGAAAAAGAAAGAGCAGCAGGCAGCAGCGGCAGCGGCAGCCGCUGUCUCUGAUGUGACCUCGGCGGCUGGCGUCAGCCCCGGCGCAAACGCUCUGUCGCCGCCGGCAAGUGGCGGUGCUGCCGGCGGCGGCAGAGCUAUUGGCGGCGGCGGCGGUGCCGCUGCUGCUGCGGCGGCUGCUGGGCGUAUCGUUGUCGGAGGCUCUCUGGAGCCCAACCCAAGCGGCAGCAGUGGCUACAAUAGCAGCAGCGCAGAGGAGGGUGACGAUGACAGCGGCAGCAGCAGCAGCGAUGACGACAACGCACCACGGGUGGAGAACAUCGUGACGGCAGCACCCGGCACCGCCAUCACCAUCCCAGACGACCCAUGGGGCGGCGCCAAGGCCCCCAAGGUGCUCAUCCAGCUGCCCAUGUAUAACGAGGAGGCGCAUGCUGCCUCCAUCAUUGAGGCCUGCUGUCGCAUGAAGUACCCUCGUGACAGGCUGCUGAUCCAGGUCCUGGACGACAGUACGAAGGAAGCGGUCCGGCAGAAGGUCGACGCCGCUGCUGCACUCUGUAUCGAAAACGGCGACCCCGUCCAGGUGAUGCGUCGUGACAAUCGCUCUGGCUUCAAGGCGGGCGCAAUGGUGGAGGGUCUGAACCGCGUGGAGGGGCUGGGCUUCGAGUAUUGCGCCAUCUUCGACGCGGACUUCGACCCGCCUGCGGACUUCCUGGAGGAGACCAUCCCCGUCAUGCACCGCGACAAAACCCUGGCCUAUGUCCAGACGCGCUGGUCCUUCGCCAACGGUAACGAGUCCUUCCUCACUUGGGUACAGAAGGUCAACUUAGGGUUUCACUUCGACGUGGAGCAGCGCUCGCGCUCCUACCUGGGCUGGUUCUUCAACUUCAACGGAACCGCGGGCGUCUGGCGGAUCCAGUCCAUCCACGACGCGGGUGGCUGGCAGAGUGACACGGUAGUGGAGGACAUGGACCUGUCCCUGCGCUGCUACCUCAAGGGCUGGAAUGCGAUCUACCUGCCCCACGUGGACAACUCCAACGAAUUGCCGUGCACGCUGUCGUCGUACAAGACCCAGCAAUUCAGGUGGCUGUCUGGCCCGAUGCAGAUUCUGACCAAGUCCUUCGGCAACAUCAUGCGUGCCCGGGACAUCGGCAUCGGGCGCCGCCUCAACGCCUUUUGGUUCUUCAUUCGUUACAUCCUGUUCGCUGCCAUCACCAGCUGGGACUGGAGCUGGCCGCAAAUCUACUUUAUUGUAUCCAUCAACUUUGCGCUGGCGGUUUACCUCUACGUAACUCCGUUCUCCAUAGCUUACUUGUUCUUCUCGGUGGCCAUCGGCUACUUCAAGUUGUGGGCCAUGGUCAGCGGCCUGUUGGGGCUGGAGAAGAGCAAGACCUGGAAGGUCACGCAGAAGUUCGGGUCAAAGCAGACCGGCACCGGCCUGCUGCACCGCAUCCACCGGCCGUACGCUUUAGAGGCUUUCCUGGCGUUGUACUACGCCGGCAUGGGCGCAGCCGCCGGAGUCUACCGCAGCUGGAUCAUGCUGGGCUAUUGCGCCAUCAUGUUCCUGGUGUUCCUGGUCAUCAGCUUCGGCGACGCUUUCAUGUGA
This is a messenger RNA of Volvox carteri f. nagariensis, 1752 nucleotides long. RefSeq lists its product as uncharacterized. Bases 1 to 1752 code for a protein of 583 amino acids. Lineage: Eukaryota; Viridiplantae; Chlorophyta; Chlorophyceae; Chlamydomonadales; Volvocaceae. The transcript is spliced from 11 exons. Gene Ontology annotation, molecular function: glycosyltransferase activity. The record is from RefSeq and is a predicted model, not a curated record. Gene Ontology annotation, cellular component: Golgi apparatus.